UCAGCCAAGCACACGGUACCUACACAAACGACACGCGGACUACGUCGCUGAGAGCAGCUUCCAACGUCCGCCGAGAACUCACACUUGUCAUACUUCCACCCGCGCUCGCUUGUGUGCAACAUGCCUGCAGACAGAAUCUUGGAAAAGAGACUGGGGGAAACCCGUAAGUCCUCCAAGCCGAUCAUGGAAAAGAGACGAAGGGCUAGAAUCAACGACAGCCUGAACCAGCUCAAGACCCUCAUCUUGGACGCCCUCAAAAAAGACAGCUCCCGCCAUUCGAAGCUUGAGAAGGCCGACAUUCUGGAGAUGACCGUCAAACAUCUCCGCAGUCUCCAGAGGCAGCAGCUCACGGCCGCCGCCAACACGAACCCGGCCCUGCCCGGCCAGUACCGCGCCGGCUUCAACGAGUGUCUGAUGGAGGUGAACCGCUUCCUGGGCGCUUCUGACAGCGUGGACACCCAAGUCAGGCAGCGGCUGCUCAACCACUUGGCCGGGGCCUGCAGCCCCGCUCGUCCCGGGACGUACCCCGCCGCCCAGCCCGCAGUGUUCCCGCACGCUCAGCCUGUCCAGGUCCAGGUUCCCGUCGCGCCCACCGGCGGCCAUCACGUACAACUGUCGCCCGUGCAAGCCCCGUGUCCUCAGGCCGGCCAGACGACAAUGUACGGCGGGAUCCCCGUGGUGCCCCGCCAGGUCUCAGGAGGGGAGCCGGUGGCGGUUCUGCUGCCCAGCCAGGCGUUCCCAGGCGGCCAAGUACCCAGUCACGUCAUCCCCGUCUACGCACCCAACUCUCCUCACAACUACGGACUUGUUGCUGUGCACUCACCCACCGGAGUCAGUGUCAAAUCCGAGCCCACCUCCAACUCCGUAAACGGACUUACUACCACCGUAACGCCACAGAAGACCGCCACGUACGAGACCGCGCACAGCCCCGUCAUCAUGCAGGCCCGUGCCCCCAUCCCCCUUGAGUCCGAGAAGAUGUGGAGGCCGUGGUGAAAGUCACAAAUCAUGGACGUUUAAACUUCUGACGCUGGACGUUAUGCAGUGUAAAUGUUUUUCAAUUUGUGUGUGCACGACUUCACUGCUUACGACGCCUAUGAUUGUAAAUAAUUGUUGAAAAGAAAAAUCUAUAUUGCCUAUACAUUGAAUGUACUGAAGACAAAGAUAUUAUAUUUUGUACCCAUUUUCAGAACGAAGAUUAAACAAAUCAAAGUUUA
This is a messenger RNA of Branchiostoma floridae (Florida lancelet), 1214 nucleotides long. Its product is annotated as transcription factor HES-4-like. NCBI's taxonomy places the organism in Eukaryota, Metazoa, Chordata, Leptocardii, Amphioxiformes, Branchiostomatidae. Gene Ontology annotation, cellular component: nucleus. The transcript has 3 exons. The coding region runs from base 121 to 993 and encodes 290 amino acids. The record is from RefSeq and is a predicted model, not a curated record. Gene Ontology annotation, molecular function: DNA-binding transcription factor activity, RNA polymerase II-specific; protein dimerization activity; RNA polymerase II cis-regulatory region sequence-specific DNA binding. Gene Ontology annotation, biological process: regulation of transcription by RNA polymerase II; regulation of neurogenesis; anterior/posterior pattern specification.